AUGUCGCUCGCAUCUGGAGUUACCAUCGAUGACAACUGCCUCACGGAGUUCAACAACUUCCGUCUGAGCCACGGCAAGACCAAGUACAUCAUCUUCAAGAUCUCCGACGACAAGAAGACUGUCGUUAUCGACAAGGUUGGCCACGACCAGGACUACGAGGUCUUCCGCAAGGACCUCGAGGAUGCUAAGGACAGCACCGGUAAAAUCGCUCCUCGUUACGCUGUCUACGAUGUCGAGUACGAGCUCGCUGCCGGCGAGGGCAAGCGAAGCAAGAUCAUCUUCAUCUCCUGGGUUCCCGAGGGUGUCCCCACCUUGUGGUCUAUGAUCUACGCUUCCACCCGCGAGAACCUCAAGAACGCCCUGAACCUUUCCAGCUCUAUCCACGCCGAUGACAAGUCCGACAUCGAGUGGAAGACCGUCCUCAAGGAGGCUAGCGGUGGUAAGGCUUAA
Penicillium angulare is the source of this 450-nucleotide messenger RNA. RefSeq names its product actin-binding ADF family protein. The coding region runs from base 1 to 450 and encodes 149 amino acids. The transcript is spliced from 5 exons. Gene Ontology annotation, molecular function: actin filament binding. The record is from RefSeq and is a predicted model, not a curated record. Gene Ontology annotation, biological process: cell motility; actin filament severing; actin filament depolymerization. Gene Ontology annotation, cellular component: actin cortical patch; cytoplasm; actin cytoskeleton. Lineage: Eukaryota; Fungi; Ascomycota; Eurotiomycetes; Eurotiales; Aspergillaceae.